This is a messenger RNA of Diabrotica balteata, 594 nucleotides long. Lineage: Eukaryota; Metazoa; Arthropoda; Insecta; Coleoptera; Chrysomelidae. The record is from the annotation of a GenBank genome assembly.
AUGGGAAAACAAAUUAUGAUUGUAUUGCUUACGAUAGUAUUCAAACUGAAGAUGAAUAGUGCAAGUUCUGGCGUUUAUGUGAUAACUAAAGAUACAGGUAUAGAACAAGCUUUAGUUCCAGCACUUAAACUUGAGCAGAGAGAAAAUACUUUAUAUUACUUUGGAUAUACAAUGGAGGGUACUUGGUUCCAAGCAAUGGAGUUUUGCAAAUCACUUAAUAUGGAUUUAGUUAGUAUUGAAACAGAAGAGGAAAACGACUUUCUGCUUGAUCAGAUGAUAGAUUUCUUUGGUGACGCACCAGAAUAUCGGUUUUGGACAUCAGGAACUACAUUGGCGUACAACAAAUGGGUAUGGAUGGGAACCGGCCGUCCAAUUUUGUAUGGUAACUGGCAAACAGGUGAACCUGAUAAUUCAGGAAAUAACCAAGCAUGUCUAGAAAUUUCAUACUACAAGAAAACUCUUCAAUGGAACGACAUAGAUCAAAAUAAGAAAUUGCAAGCUAUUUGUGAGGCUAAAAUUACAAAAUCGAUGGCAGAAAUGGUUGCUAAGUUGUGUAAUUCAAACAGCACUGAAAGUGUUAAAAAUAGAAAAUAG